AUGUCCUUCCUUCGUGUUGCGUCCCGUAAUCUUACGACCUCGGCCCGCCGAUAUUCGACAGUGCCUCCUGCUGCUGCCAAAUCCUCGAAUCUCCCGCUGUUGCUAGGCGUCGGCGGCCUCCUAGGCAUUGGCGCCUACAUUUAUGCUGACAAGACAGAGGUCAAACCCAAAAAGCCGCUUGUUAGCGCUUUGGACAAAGACAACUUUAAGGAGUUCGCUGUUAAAAAGGUCGAGCCGUACAACCAUAACACUGCAACUUUCACUCUGGAACUUCCCGCUGGUGAAGCCACGCUACUCCCUGUUUCGGGUCUCGUCUAUCUAAAAGCUUCUGAAUCCGAUCCCAAUGCGCCAAAGGAUAAGAAGGGAAAUACGAUUGGUCGUCCCUACACCCCUGUCUCUGAUCCUCAAAAGGAGGGAGAAGUUACUUUUGUGAUUAAGCGAUACGAUACCGGCAAACUCACUCCAUACCUGCACAACCUCAAACCGGGGGACAAGGUUUCAGUCAAAGGGCCUAUUGUAAAACGCCCAUGGAAGAAUAACGAAUUCGAGGAGGUGGUCUUGAUCGCGGGUGGAAGCGGAAUUACUCCUAUGUACCAGCUUCUCACUCAUGCGCUCGCACAACCCGAGGACAAGACUAAGUUCAAGCUGUUGUUUGGUAAUGUCACCCCGGCCGAUGUUCUUCUCAAGGAGGAGUUUGAUCAACUCAAGGCCAAGCAUGGCGACCGUUUCGACGUUAUUUACACGGUGGACAAGGGCGAUAAGAACUGGACUGGGUCUACCGGAUUCAUUACGAAAGAUUUCCUGAAGAAAGAGAUUGCUCCAGCCUCUCUGGGCGAUAAAGUAAUGGUCUUCGUUUGCGGUCCUCCGGCUCAGGUCGAUGCGAUCGCUGGCAAAAAGGACGGUAUGAAGCAAGGGCCCCUUGGUGGAGCGUUGAAGGAACUUGGCUAUACAUCAGAGCAGGUCUUCAAGUUCUAG
Rhizoctonia solani is the source of this 975-nucleotide messenger RNA. RefSeq lists its product as uncharacterized. Gene Ontology annotation, biological process: ergosterol biosynthetic process. Lineage: Eukaryota; Fungi; Basidiomycota; Agaricomycetes; Cantharellales; Ceratobasidiaceae. The record is from RefSeq and is a predicted model, not a curated record. The transcript has 11 exons. Gene Ontology annotation, molecular function: cytochrome-b5 reductase activity, acting on NAD(P)H. The coding region runs from base 1 to 975 and encodes 324 amino acids.